CACGCGCGUCAGCGCCACAGCCCGCGACGCGACGUGCGGGGCCAAGCGCCGGGAGCGCGCGUGUCCGCAGAUCCCGGUCCUCCGGGAGCCCCGCCCCCAGGUGCUGUCGGCAGGAGGCGGAGCGAGGCUUCCCGCGCCGCGCGCUCCCGCGGCAGGCGCGCUGCCGGCCCUGCGGCUCUGGGGCGCACGGGGCCGAGCGGCAGGGGCGCGCGCGCGGGGCCGCGCUCUCUCCCUCACACACACACUCCCAUUUCCGAGCUCCGUCACCCGCGCGGAGUGUCUCCCCUGGAGGAGCUUGUCCCUGCCUGACCGCGCUGCGGCUCGGCCCUGAGCAGUUGAACCAGCACUCCACCAGCAGUGUAAGAGUUUCCAGUUUAACCACUGAGUUUCUUAUGAGAAAUCUGCUCUCCUUCAAGUCAUUAUUCCACUAUAGACUGAUUCAGAAAACAUGGCUACUGCAAUUAGGGAGGUGGGAGUUUGGAGACAGACCAGAACACUCCUGCUGAAGAAUUACCUAAUCAAAUGCAGGACUAAAAAAAGUAGUGUUCAGGAAAUUCUUUUUCCAUUAUUUUUUUUAUUUUGGUUAAUAUUAAUUAGUAUGAUGCAUCCAAAUAAGAAAUACGAAGAAGUGCCUGACAUAGAACUUAACCCUAUGGACAAAUCUAUUCUGUCUAAUCUAAUUCUGGGAUAUACUCCAGUGACUAAUACUACAAGAAACAUCAUGCAAAAAGUUUCCACUGACCACCUUCCUGAGGUCAUAAUUACUGAAGAAUAUGCAAAUGAAAAAGAAUUGUUAGUAUCCAGUCUUUCUAAACCCAACAACUUUGUGGGUGUGGUUUUCAAAGAUUUCAUGUCCUAUGAACUUCGUUUUUUUCCUGAUAUGAUUCCAGUGUCUUCUAUUUAUAUGGAUUCAAGAGCUGGCUGUUCAACAUCGUGUGAGGCUGCUCAGUACUGGACCUCAGGGUUCACAGUUUUACAAGCGUCCAUAGAUGCAGCCAUUAUACAGCUGAAGACCAAUGUUUCCUUUUGGAAGGAACUGGAGUCAACUAGAGCUAUCAUUAUGGGAGAAACUUCUGUGGUUGAGAUAGAUACAUUUCCCCGAGGAGUAAUUUUAAUAUACCUAGUUAUAGCAUUUUCACCUUUUGGAUACUUUUUGGCAAUUCAUAUCGUAGCAGAAAAAGAGAAAAAGUUAAAGGAGUUUUUAAAGAUAAUGGGACUUCAUGACACUGCCUUUUGGCUUUCCUGGGUUCUUCUGUAUACAAGUUUGAUUUUUCUUAUGUCCCUUCUUAUGGCAGUCAUUGCAACAGCUUCUUCGCUAUUCCCUCAAAGUAGCUGUGUUGUGAUAUUUCUACUUUUUUUCCUGUAUGGGUUAUCGUCUAUAUUUUUUGCUUUAAUGCUGACACCUCUUUUUAAAAAAUCAAAACACGUGGGAAUAGUUGAAUUUUUAGUCACUGUGGCUUUCGGAUUUGUUGGCCUUUUGAUAGUCUUCUUGGAAAGUUUUCCCAAAUCAUUAGUGUGGCUUUUCAGUCCUUUCUGUCAGUGUACCUUUUUGAUUGGUAUUGCACAGGUCAUGCACUUAGAAGAUUUUAAUGAAGGUGCUUUAUUUUCUAAUUUGGCUGAAGGCCCAUAUCCUCUAAUUAUUACUAUUGUCAUUCUAGCACUUAAUAGUGUAUUCUAUGUCCUCUUGGCUAUCUACCUUGAUCAAGUCAUUCCAGGGGAAUUUGGCUUACGGAGAUCAUCUUUUUAUUUUCUAAAGCCAUCAUAUUGGUCAAAGAGCAAAAGAAAUUAUAAGGAGCUAUCAGAAGGCAAUGUUAAUGGGAAUAUUAGUUUUAGUGAAAUUGUUGAGCCUGUUUCUUCAGAAUUUAUGGGAAAAGAAGCCAUAAGAAUCAGUGGUAUUCAGAAGACAUACAGAAAGAAAGGUGAAAAUGUGGAGGCUUUGAGAAAUUUGUCAUUUGACAUAUAUGAGGGUCAGAUUACUGCUUUACUUGGCCACAGUGGAACAGGAAAGAGUACAUUGAUGAAUAUUCUUUGUGGACUAUGCCCGCCUUCUGAUGGAUUUGCAUCUAUAUAUGGACACAGAGUCUCAGAAAUAGAUGAGAUGUUUGAAGCAAGAAAAAUGAUUGGCAUUUGUCCACAGUUAGAUAUACAUUUUGAUGUUUUGACAGUAGAAGAAAACUUAUCCAUUUUGGCUUCAAUCAAAGGAAUACCAGCCAAUAAUAUAAUACAAGAGGUGCAGAAGGUUUUACUGGAUUUAGACAUGCAGGCUAUCAAAGAUAAUCAAGCUAAAAAGUUAAGUGGUGGUCAAAAAAGAAAACUGUCUUUAGGAAUUGCUGUUCUUGGGAAUCCAAAGAUAUUGUUGCUAGAUGAACCAACAGCUGGAAUGGACCCUUGUUCUCGUCAUAUUGUUUGGAAUCUUCUGAAAUAUGGAAAAUCUAAUCGGGUAACAGUGUUUAGUACUCAUUUCAUGGAUGAAGCUGAUAUUCUUGCUGAUAGGAAAGCUGUCAUAUCACAAGGAAUGUUGAAAUGUGUUGGUUCUUCAAUUUUUCUCAAAAGUAAAUGGGGGAUUGGCUACCGCCUAAGCAUGUACAUAGACCGAUACUGUGCCACUGAAUCUCUUUCUUCCCUGGUUAAACAACAUAUACCUGGAGCUACCUUAUUACAACAGAAUGACCAACAACUUGUGUAUAGUUUACCUUUUAAGGACAUGGACAAAUUUUCAGGUUUAUUUUCUGCUCUAGACACUCAUUCAAAUUUGGGUGUAAUUUCUUACGGUGUUUCAAUGACGACUUUGGAAGAUGUGUUCUUAAAGCUGGAAGUUGAAGCAGAAAUUGACCAAGCAGAUUAUAGUGUAUUUACUCAGCAGCCACCAGAGGAAGAAAUGGAUUCAAAAUCUUUUGAUGAAAUGGAGCAGAGCUUACUUAUUCUUUCUGAAACCAAGGCUUCUCUUAUGAGCACCAUGAGCCUUUGGAAACAACAGGUGUAUACAAUAGCAAAGUUUCAUUUGCUGACCUUGAAAAGGGAAAGUAAAUCAGUAAGAUCAGUGUUGCUUCUGCUUUUAAUUUUUUUUGCAGUUCAGAUUUUUAUGUUUUUGGUGCACCGCUCUUUUAAAAAUGCUGUGGUUCCCAUCAAACUUGUUCCAGACUUAUAUUUCCUAAAACCUGGAGAUAAACCUCAUAAAUACAAAACAAGUCUGCUUCUUCAAAAUUCUACUGACUCUGAUAUCAGUGAUCUUACCAGCUUUUUCACAAGCCAGAACAUAAUGGUGACAAUGUUUAAUGACAGUGACUAUGUGUCUGCUGCUCCCCAUAGUGCAGCUUUAAAUGUGAUGUAUUCUGAAAAGGACUAUGUUUUUACAGCUGUUUUCAACAGUACUAUGGUUUGUUCUUUACCUGUAUUGAUGAAUAUUAUCAGUAAUUAUUAUCUUUAUCAUUUAAAUGUGACUGAAAGCAUCCAGGUCUGGAAUACCCCAUUCUUUCAAGAAAUUACAGAUAUAGUUUUUAAAAUUGAGCUGUAUUUUCAAGCAGCUCUUCUGGGAAUCAUUGUUACUGCAAUGCCGCCUUACUUUGCCAUGGAAAAUGCAGAGAAUCAUAAGAUCAAAGCUUAUACCCAGCUUAAACUUUCAGGACUUUUGCCAUCUGCGUAUUGGAUUGGACAAGCUAUUGUUGAUAUCCCCUUAUUUUUUCUUGUUCUUAUUUUGAUGCUAGGAAGUUUAUUUGCAUUUCAUUAUGGAUUAUAUUUUUAUGCUAUAAAGUUCCUUUCUGUGGUUUUUUGCCUUAUUGGUUAUGUUCCAUCAGUCAUUCUGUUUACCUAUGUUAUCUCCUUCACUUUUAAAAAAAUUUUGAAUACCAAAGAGUUUUGGUCAUUUAUCUAUUCUGUGACAGCAUUGGCUUGCAUUGCAAUCACUGAAAUAACGUUCUUUAUGGGAUACACAGUUACGGCUGUUCUUCAUUAUACCUUUUCCAUAGUCAUUCCAAUCUAUCCACUUCUAGGUUGUCUGAUUUGUUUCAUAAAGAUUUCUUGGAAGAAUAUUCGAAAAAAUGAAGACACCUAUAAUCCAUGGGAUAGGCUUUUGGUGGCUGUUGUAUCGCCUUACCUGCAGUGUGUACUCUGGAUUUUCCUCUUACAGUACUAUGAGAAAAAAUAUGGAGGCAGGUCAAUAAGAAAGGAUCCUUUUUUCAGGACUCUUUCAACAAAGUCCAAAAAUAGGAAGUAUCCAGAACCACCAAGCAAUGAGGAUGAAGAUGAAGAUGUCAAAGCUGAAAGACUAAAGGUCAAAGAGCUAAUGAGUUGCCAGUGUUGUGAGGAGAAGCCAGCCAUUAUGGUCAGCAAUUUGCAUAAAGAAUAUGAUGACAAGAAAGAUUUUCUUCUUACAAGAAAAGUAAAGAAAGUGGCAGCUAAAUAUGUCUCUUUCUGUGUGAAAAAAGGAGAGAUCUUGGGGCUACUGGGUCCAAAUGGUGCAGGCAAAAGCACAAUUAUCAAUAUUCUGGUUGGUGAUAUUGAACCAACUUCAGGCCAGGUAUUUCUUGGAGAUUAUUCUUCAGAGCCAACUGAUGGUGAUGAUUCCGUUAAGUAUAUGGGAUACUGUCCUCAGAUAAACCCACUGUGGCCGGAUAUUACAUUGCAGGAACAUUUUGAAAUUUAUGGAGCUGUGAAAGGAAUGAGCUCAAGUGACAUGAAAGAAGUCAUAACUCGGAUAACAAAUGCACUUGAUUUAAAAGAACACCUUCAGAAAACUAUAAAGAAACUACCUGCAGGAAUCAAGCGAAAGUUGUGUUUUGCCCUGAGUAUGCUGGGGAAUCCUCACAUUACCCUGUUAGAUGAACCAUCUACAGGUAUGGAUCCUAAAGCGAAACAGCACAUGUGGCGAGCAAUUCGAACUGCAUUUAAAAAUAAAAAGCGGGCUGCUAUUCUGACCACUCAUUAUAUGGAGGAAGCAGAGGCUGUCUGUGACCGGGUGGCCAUCAUGGUAUCUGGGCAGUUAAGAUGUAUUGGGACUGUCCAGCAUCUGAAGAGUAAAUUUGGAAAAGGCUACUUUUUGGAAAUAAAGUUAAAGGACUGGAUAGAAAACCUAGAAGUAGACCGCCUUCAAAGAGAAAUACAGUAUAUUUUCCCAAAUGCAAGCCGUCAAGAGAGUUUUUCUUCUAUUUUGGCUUAUAAGAUUCCUAAGGAAGAUGUUCCAUCCCUUUCACAAUCUUUUUCUAAGCUGGAAGAAGCUAAACAUACUUUUGCCAUUGAAGAAUACAGCUUUUCUCAAGCAACAUUGGAACAGGUUUUUGUAGAACUCACUAAAGAACAAGAGGAAGAAGAUAACAGUUGUGGAACCUUAAACAGCACGCUCUGGUGGGAAAGAACGCAGGAAGACAGAGUAGUGUUCUGAAGCAGUUCAGUCUGCUUACUGAAUUUAUUUUAACUCUGGUUUAAAAGGUGUAUUAUUUCGAUGGUGACUGAAGAACCAUGAAAGCACUUGGGAUUUUCCUAAUUUCCUUGACUGAAAUGCUGUGGUUUUGUGUUUUGCUUUUCUUUAAAUAAAACUUGUGUAUAAAUAAUUGAAA
Messenger RNA from Mustela erminea (ermine), 5552 nucleotides. It is a transcript of the gene ABCA5, whose product is annotated as ATP binding cassette subfamily A member 5. The record is from RefSeq and is a predicted model, not a curated record. Gene Ontology annotation, biological process: lipid transport; transmembrane transport. Lineage: Eukaryota; Metazoa; Chordata; Mammalia; Carnivora; Mustelidae. The transcript is spliced from 40 exons. The coding region runs from base 449 to 5377 and encodes 1642 amino acids. Gene Ontology annotation, cellular component: intracellular membrane-bounded organelle; membrane. Gene Ontology annotation, molecular function: ATP hydrolysis activity; ABC-type transporter activity; ATP binding.